Messenger RNA from Triplophysa dalaica, 4906 nucleotides. RefSeq names its product tyrosine kinase, non-receptor, 2b (gene tnk2b). NCBI's taxonomy places the organism in Eukaryota, Metazoa, Chordata, Actinopteri, Cypriniformes, Nemacheilidae. Gene Ontology annotation, molecular function: protein serine/threonine/tyrosine kinase activity; protein binding; ATP binding. Bases 726 to 4001 code for a protein of 1091 amino acids. The transcript has 15 exons. The record is from RefSeq and is a predicted model, not a curated record. Gene Ontology annotation, cellular component: extrinsic component of cytoplasmic side of plasma membrane. Gene Ontology annotation, biological process: signal transduction; negative regulation of epidermal growth factor receptor signaling pathway; regulation of keratinocyte differentiation.
GUCUGAGAUGCUCCUCCUGCUCCAGAUCAACACAUCCCCUUCUGACAUAAACAUGUGCACACUGAGGAAAAAAGCAAGUACCUUUUUCAUCUAAACAGAGCACAAGGGCACAACAUUGUCUCUCAGCUUUGCUGCUGUUUUGAUUUUCUUAUCGCCGGAAGUGUGUCUGUCAUCGGUGUGAGGAAAUUGUGGAGAGACGAAACUGUCGUAAUAAUAGCUCGACUGACCGGAUAAAUAGAAAAAUGGAAAACCCACGGAAAUUAUUAUAUUCCAAUAUCAAUUCUUUUUACCUUUACUUUUGAAAAUCAAAUAAGGAGGACUUUGCAUCUCACUUCUUCUGGCUCAUUCUAGAGACUGGAGUGUAAACCUUCUGGAUGUUUUAACUAGGCUGCCAGUGAACCGUUCCUUUUGGCAGGUCCCUCUCUGGUGUUUUUUUCCCUCGCUCCACCAGUUCCCCUCAUGCAAUUUCUCUGGCAUGUGUUCUUGAACUCAACACUAUCGCUGAGCUUUGAGUAAAGGAGCUUAAUGUGGAUUGUCCCACGAUGGAAUGUAGUUUGUGGGCUGCACAAGCUGGGGAGACCUUCGAACUGAGGAGACCUUCACAGCUUUGGAGCUGUCGCUUGACGGAUGCAGCUCCCAUAUUGGACCCUGUUCUCCAGAAAAAGUGUCUAGGACUUAUAGACCAAGUAUUUAUUUUGUGAAUUUAGGUGUGUCUUUGAAUCUUCAUGAUGAGACGUUUUGACAAGCUCAAAAAAUCAUUCCCAUUUCUUGCCCAUUUCCAUGUGUACAGAAAGCUGGGCAGUAGCAUGCAGUGUGAGGAGGGCACUGAGUGGCUGCUGGAGCUGCUGAUGGAAGUGCAGUUGCAGCAGUUCUUACUGCGCAUCCGUGAUGAGCUCAACGUUACGCGCCUUUCACACUUUGACUAUGUAAAAAAUGAGGACCUGGAGAAGAUUGGGAUGGGCCGUCCAGGGCAGAGACGCCUGUGGGAGGCAGUGAAGAGAAGGAAAACCAUGUGCAAGCGCAAGUCUUGGAUGAGCAAGGUAUUCAGCGGUAAAAGACCAGAAGGAGAAUUCAAUCCCCAGCCGGCCAGUACGUUCCGGAAACCUUCCCCCACACCGCCUCCAUUAGAUGGCCAGCAACAAGCCCUCACCUGCCUGAUUAGUGAAAAAGACUUGGCCCUCUUUGAGAAACUGGGCGACGGUUCCUUCGGCGUGGUCAAACGUGGAGAGUGGUUCACACCAAAUGGGAGAGUGCUUAAUGUGGCAGUGAAGUGUCUGAAGACUGAUGUGCUUAGCCAGCCAGAUGCUCUGGACGACUUCAUCCGGGAGGUCAAUGCCAUGCAUUCCCUCGACCACCAGAACCUCAUCCGUCUCUACGGAGUCGUCCUCACGCACCCCAUGAAGAUGGUGACUGAGCUCGCACCUCUGGGGUCCAUGCUGGAUCGUUUGCGGAAGACCCUGGGCCAUUUCCUCAUUUACACCCUGUGUCAGUACACCAUCCAGAUUGCAAAUGGCAUGGCUUACCUAGAAUCCAAACGCUUUAUCCAUCGGGACCUCGCUGCUAGAAACAUUCUGCUGGCUUCCAAUGAGGUGGUCAAAAUCGGAGACUUUGGGCUGAUGAGGGCGCUGCCUAAGAAUGAUGACCAUUAUGUCAUGCAAGAGCAUCGCAAAGUCCCGUUCGCAUGGUGUGCCCCAGAGAGUCUGAAGACACGCACAUUUUCUCAUGCCACGGACACAUGGAUGUUUGGUGUGACGUUGUGGGAGAUGUUUACCUAUGGACAGGAGCCCUGGCUGGGCCUGAAUGGUAGUCAGAUACUCCACAAAAUUGAUAAGGAAGGUGAAAGGCUGCCUAAACCAGAGGACUGUCCUCAGGACAUCUACAAUGUCAUGAUGCAAUGCUGGGCUCAGAAACUAGAUGACAGGCCAACCUUUGUAGCUCUAAGGGAAUUUCUGGUGGAGACCCUGCCAAUAGAAAUGAGGGCACUACAAGACUUUGAUGAGCCUGACAAGCUUCAAAUCCAGAUGAAUGAUGUUAUUACGAUCAUUGACGGCAGGGCAGAGAACUACUGGUGGAAAGGUCAGAAUAAGCGCACCCUGAAGGUUGGUCAGUUUCCUAGGAACACUGUAACGUCAGUCACGGGUCUGUCUGCCCAUGAUAUAAGCCGUCCACUAAAGAACAGCUUCAUCCACACGGGCCAUGGAGACACUAACCCCCACCACUGCUGGGGCUUUCCUGACAAGAUCGAUGAUCUUUAUCUUGGUAACCCCAUGGAUCCUCCAGAUGUGCUGGGGUUGGAAUUGAAUUCUGCGAGACCAACUCAACUUCCUGGACGUUCUAAAAAGGAGGCUCCCCCUCGACCCCCUCAGCCAUCUUUGCUGUUUAAGAAACCCUGCUAUGAUGCUGUUACUGAUGAUGAGGACCAAACUUCCAUAGGCCUUCGCCGACUCUCUUUAAAGAAAAAGGGCCUUAAGCUCAAACCAGGCGCUUGGGUUUCUGCUACCAAGUUAGGUGAACGUUCUGUUUACGGUGUGCGGACUCAAGGGGGCAGCACUCCAACAGAAGUGUCUCUCAUAGACUUCGGAGAAGAGCUCCCAUCGGCUACACCCUCUCCUGUAGUGGAGAUGCAAAUCCCCACACUUGCUAAGCUGGCACUUGAAGGAGAAAAUAUCUUAGACAAAACUCCUCCUCAGAGCCCCUCGCGCUUUUUACCUCGUCCCCUUCACCCUACCCCAGUUGUGGACUGGGACGCCCGACCCCUCCCUCCACCCCCAGCCUAUGACGAUGUAGCACAAGAUGAGGAUGACAUUGAAGUGAGCUCCAUCAACAGUGCGGAUCGAGGACCUGAUGAACAGUGCUCUCAGUUUACGCCUUGCUCCCCCACUGGGAAGGGUAAUCCUCACGUAGAAGACAAUUUGUUUUUGCCCUACAGCCAGAGCCAUGCCUGUACAAUAUCACAGUCCACUGAGAUUUUCCAGGAGCUGCAACAGGAGUGUAUGAGGCAUCUCAAUGUGCCUGUGAACUCUACCAGCCCAGGUCUGGAGACACACCGCCAGAUUAUCCUAACUCUUUCUGAAGACAAACCCCAGAUACCACCACGCAUACCCAUCCCACCCCGCCCGGUCAAGCGCACAGGGGGCGAGUAUGCACGCUGGUCUGGUGAGCUCUCUCCGGUCUCCGGAAAUGAGGAGGACAAGGAGCGUCCACCCCAGAUCCCCCCACGGGAACCCCUCUCCCAGCCGGGCUCACGCACACCCAGUCCACACGUGGGCUCGCCGCAGACCCGCGGCAGCCUCUGCUCUUCCGCUUCUAUUUAUGGCUCAUCCUACCUCUCCACCUCACCUGCUAAACUCAUGCCAACCACUCAGAGCUUUGCCUCCGAUCCCAAAUAUGCUGCUCCUAAGGUCAUUCAGGCACAGGGCAAAGACAAGGAAACAGUUAAAGGACCUUGCAUUCUGCCUAUUGUACGCGACGGCAAAAAAGUCAGCAACACUCACUACUACCUCCUACCCGAGAGGCCUCUAUAUCUAGAUCGCUAUGAUAAGUUCUUUAGAGAGGCGGAGAGUGGCGAGGAGAAGAAGCAGGUGAACACAGCCACCGUCAAGCCCAUGGUUCAUCAACACGUUGAGCUCAAGUCCAAUUUUUCCUCCAAUAACAACAGCACUCUGACUGUCUCCGGAUGUAGAGGGGGAUUGAAGAACUCUCUCAGCCUGUCCAGAGUAAGCACUGAUGGAUAUUUUAGCAGAGCGGACACCCACGACAAACUCCUACUAGUACAGGAGGCCGUCCACGGAGUGACCAUUGAAGAAUGUCAGACAGCUUUACAGAAUCACAGCUGGAAUGUGCAGAAAGCUGUGCAAUACUUAAAGGUGGAGCAGCUCUUCUGUCUGGGGCUGAAGACAAGGCUGGAGUGUCAUAAUAUGCUAGAGAUGUAUGACUGGAACUUGGAGUUAGCCAGCACACAAUUGUUGGACUCAUGUGGCUCAGUCAAACUGAGGCGAUGAUACAUUGGAAAAGCCUGAUGGCCGAAAAGACUUUUGAGAUAUCUUCAUAGCACAUUUUACCUCCACUCCAGCGCCGGAUAUGACUUUAUCUGUCUGUAUACACAUGAGACAGUGACUGCGCUCCUCUGGCGUCUGGCCAAAAAUCCCUUUCUAGGGUACAAUACUGAGUUCACAGGUCAACGUUUAUAGAACCUGCUCUUGUUGUUCCAGUUGAUAGUGACUGAUGGAAAAGGUGCUGCUUGUCUUUCUUACAAUUAUUUUCAUAGAGAAUUUUCUACAAGUAGGAGGUGAAGAAAGACACUUGAAAGCUUAUAUAAAUGUCUUUAUACAGUACUGUCGGAUGUUUUGGCUAUACAUUUGCAUUUGAUACGUUUGAGUUCUUGGUUCUUAUCAGAUAUUUGUUGUUAGAUUUUUGUGUGUGUGUGGAUCACCUGCAUCAAAGAAAGAGUACAAACUCUUCCAACUUAAAGUGAUAGUUCACUAUUAUGGUUCAUUUCCUCCACCUCUCAUCAUCAAACCUGUAUGACUUUCUUAAGCAGAACACAAAAUAAGAUAUUUUGAUGAAAGUUAACUGGCCCCCAUUCACUUGCAUUGAUUUCGUGUUCAUACAAUAGAAGGGAAUAGGGACUAGUGCUGGUUACCAACUUUAUUCAAAAUAUCUUAGUUUGUGUUCUGCAGAAAAAAUAAAGUCAUAAAGGUUUGAAAUGACAAGAGUGUGAGGAAUUUUUCUUUUUUGGGUGAACUAUUCCUUUAAGGCUGUAUGUAUGUUGUAUUUAACAAGUUAUGUGUUAAAAUUUCUGUGUCACAUGUUGACAUCGAUGUACGACCCUCUGCCUUUUCUGUAUUUUCUCUUCACUACUAAGCUUUAUGCAUCACCAUAAAUGACUAGUUUUUAGUGAAACCCA